AUGAGAUUUCUUCUGUUCCUCCUUGCGGUCAUCGCAGUCUCUGAAUGUACCAUCAGAAAGGUACAGCUGUUCAAAGGGAAGACGCUAAGAAGCGUGCUAAAGGAACAUGGAUUGUUGGAAGACUUUCUGAAGAAGCAUGGGUUUUCCCCCAGCUCUAAGUACCAUCGCUAUGGUGAAGCUGCCAAGGUUACAGAUGAGCCCUUGACAAAUUACCUGGAUAGUCAGUACUUUGGAAAGAUUUACAUCGGAACCCCACCCCAGGAGUUCACCGUGGUGUUCGAUACUGGUUCCUCUAAUCUCUGGGUCCCCUCAGUCUACUGUAACAGUGAUGCCUGCCAAAACCACCACAGAUUCAACCCAUCUGAGUCCUCCACUUUCCAGAGCACUCAGGAACCUCUAUCCAUCCAGUAUGGCACUGGCAGCAUGGAAGGAGUUCUUGGCUAUGAUACUGUCACUGUCUCUCACAUUGUGGUCCCUGACCAGAUCUUUGGCCUGAGCACUCAAGAGCCUGGUGCAAUCUUUACCUAUUCUGAAUUUGAUGGAAUCCUGGGACUGGGCUACCCCUCCCUGGCUGAAGAUCAGGCCACCCCUGUCUUUGACAACAUGAUGAGCAAGAACUUGGUAGCCCAGGAUCUCUUCUCUGUUUAUAUGAGCAGGGAUAGCCAGGGCAGCAUGCUCAUCCUUGGGGCCAUCGACUCAUCUUACUACACUGGCUCCCUCCACUGGGUCCCUGUCACAGAGCAGGGCUACUGGCAGUUCACUGUGGACAGUAUCACUGUCGAUGGUGAGGUGGUGGCUUGUGACGGUGGCUGCCAGGCCAUCUUGGACACUGGCACCUCUCUCUUGGUUGGUCCAAGCUAUGACAUUGCCAACAUCCAGAGUGUCAUCGGAGCUACCCAGGGCCAGUAUGGAGAGUAUGACAUCAACUGCAGCAGCCUGAGCACCAUGCCUACAAUCGUGGUGCAGAUCAAUGGCAAACAGUUCCCUCUCCCUCCCUCAGCCUACACAAAUCAGGACCAAGGAUUGUGUUCCAGUGGCUUCCAGAGCGAUGGCAGUUCCCAGCUGUGGAUCCUGGGAGAUGUCUUCAUCCGAGAAUACUUCAGCGUCUUUGACAGGGGUAACAACCGAGUGGGGUUGGCCACAGCUGUCUGA
This is a messenger RNA of Gracilinanus agilis (Agile Gracile Mouse Opossum), 1152 nucleotides long. RefSeq names its product chymosin-like. The record is from RefSeq and is a predicted model, not a curated record. Bases 1 to 1152 code for a protein of 383 amino acids. NCBI's taxonomy places the organism in Eukaryota, Metazoa, Chordata, Mammalia, Didelphimorphia, Didelphidae. Gene Ontology annotation, biological process: proteolysis. Gene Ontology annotation, molecular function: aspartic-type endopeptidase activity. The transcript is spliced from 9 exons.